Glycine soja is the source of this 848-nucleotide messenger RNA. Its product is annotated as auxin-induced protein 6B-like. Lineage: Eukaryota; Viridiplantae; Streptophyta; Magnoliopsida; Fabales; Fabaceae. The transcript has a single exon. Gene Ontology annotation, biological process: response to auxin. The record is from RefSeq and is a predicted model, not a curated record. The coding region runs from base 40 to 450 and encodes 136 amino acids.
AAAAACACCAAAAAUCCAGUAGUAGUACAUAAAAUCGCGAUGGCGGAGCUUAAUGUAAGAAGCAGCAGCAGCAAAAGGAGGGUUUUAGGUGGUAUUUUGAAGUUGAAGGGUGUGUUGGAAAAGCUACAAAAGAGUAUCUUAUUUCGCAGAAAUAAUAAAUCAAGUUGUUCCUAUUGUGGAGAAUAUGAUUAUGAAGAAGGAGAUCAUAACACAGUGUGUGUGCAAGAAGGACAUUUUGCAGUGAUUGCUGAGCAUGAAGAGGAGAUCACAAAGAGAUUCUUGGUGCCAUUGAGCUGUUUAAACAACUCAACAUUCUUGAGUCUAUUGGAGAAAGCAGCACAAGAGUAUGGCUUUGAUCAACAUGGUGCACUAACCAUUCCUUGCAGGCCAAGUGAACUUGAGAGGUUGUUAUCGGCACAGCAAUGGAAAGAAAGAGGGAGAUUCUUCUGAAACUCCUGCAACAAAACCAUGGCUGCAAACUACUGAUAUCUAUCUAUUGCCGGGACUAAAAGAAAAAAACAAAGCUACUGAUAUAUAUGAUAUGAGCCUAUUACUAAAAAAAAUAAGAUCUUAUUAGGAUGUUUUUUUUUUUCAUUAAAAAGAUUGGUUCAGAGGAAGACACGUCCCUGCAAAUUAAAUUAGGAAAGAGGAUCAGUCUCAACGAGGAUUUAUGUAUGGUGGAAUCAAAUUCAACUCACAUCUAAGAUGAACACAAGACUCGAUCAAAUGUGUCAACCCUUUAAUAUUAGGAAAUGUUUAUUCGUAUAAGUACAAACUAUGUGCAUUUCAAAAGGUACUAAUACCAAUUCCAUAAGUAAAUCAAUAAAUUAUACACAUGUAUGUAUAAU